AUGGUCACCUGGUGGACAGACAAAGGUUUACCACAUCCUUCUACACUUCACCCUACAGGACCAGUAUCGUAUGUCAGAGCGUCUUCCUCAACGACGCUGGCAGCUACAUCGUCACUGUCAAAACCACUGGUGAGGGAAACGGACAUGUAUGGAUCGGGGUACUCAGAAGUGGUACUGGAGGUUCUGGACGCUAACUCGAUUGAGCUCACCACCUCUGAUCUUAGUCUACGAGAGGGAGAGAUAGCCAUAUUCAGCGAUUCAGGAUACUACCGGUGUACAAUAAGAAACUCAGUUUAUAUCUCUAACUCUAACAUCCUUACUGUUAUAGACAAGUUAUUGGUUCGCCCGGUGAAGCCGACAGUGUACAGUGGAUACCAGGACGAUGUGUCUCUUUCUGUGAUCGUGCAACCCGAUGGUGGGUACAUAGAAGGAACUGUUGACUGGUAUAAAGGUGGAAACAGAGUGGUAGUUGGGGGCAGGAUAUCCAGGUCCCAGUGGGGCAGAACUAUCUUCAUCUCUAACGUUACAGAAGGAGAUAUAGACAGAUAUACGGUCACUGUUUCCUAUGACGGUUACACCAGAUCUGCUGAAAUACAGCUUCGUUACUACAACGGGGAAGGAGUGCGGGUUGAGGCUGUAGAAGGAGAUGUUGAAGCGAGGUACGGGACAUUUGUUACUAUCAGUGUAACAAUACAGAGUGAUCCUCAUCCUACUUUAGAGGAGAUAACCUGGUACAAGGGAGAUUUAGACACAAAAGCUUCAGGAGACAGGCUGACGGUCGGAGGUAAGGGUACAGAGCUAAACAUAGCACUUACCAGAGCCUCUGACUACACUAGUUACAUCUGCAGAGUGUCGGGAGGCGAGAGUCUCUGCGUGGACUGUACGGACUGUGCAGGGAAAUGUGCUAUCUGCUGUGCAACUGUAACCUUAUCCGCCAUAGAGCAAUCCGGUGCGAAUAUAGAAGUAGCAGCGGUUAAAGCUCUCUACACGGUUGGGGAGAAGGUUGAGGUUACCUUCACGGAUCGGGGGAGUGCCUUCUCAGUGGAUCAGAUCACGUGGUAUAAGGGUGUCUACCCUAUAUCUACAGGAGGAAGGUAUACAGCGGAGAAACUGAGUUCCACGCAGUACAAACUAACAAUUGAGAACAGUGAUGCUAAUGACAACGGAGUGUAUGCUGUCGUCUACAAGACUGAUAACAAUGGGGCUCCUUCCUCCGGAAUCAAGGAACUAAACGUGAAAGUGCUGGGUGAUCCCAUGGUGACGGUAACCCCGGAAACAGCUCUAGUAACAGAAGGAAGUGACGUCACGUUUACCUGCUUCGCAGCUGCUAGUUCUGCUGCUCUCACAUACAAGUGGGAGAAAAACGGAGCUGUUAUAGCUGGAGAGACUGACCACAGAUUAACGAUAACUGAUGCAAAGCACGAGAAUGCAGCCGAGUACAAAUGUACGGUGUCGUUCACGGAGGGGAGGGAGUACACGUCCACUGCUAUAGCGUACCUGGUUAUCAACGAUGACGUCACACUGGAGGUGUUGACUCCGUUUGUGUUGGCUGAUGUGACUAACGCACAGGCUUCUUUGUCUUUUAGAGUCACGACACGUUCUCAAGGCCAAGUUACAAGUGGUAUUGUCACAUGGUACAAGGAUAACAACGUGCUACUGGAAGGGGAUGGUAUCUCGUUUGCUAGCGCCAGGAGCAACCUUCUUAUAUCCAACCCUACUUCUGCUAACGAGGGUAACUACAGAGUGAUGGUGGAACUAACCACAGUGACCCUGGAGGGUUCCAUGCAGCUAGCUGUCACGUCAGCUCUCCCCUCGGUGGUAUUCAGUGAGACCACGUAUGUGGGGAGGAGUGGCGAGCAGCUCAUCGUCAACAUAGAAGUGGGAGGUAACCCUGUGCCAGAAGUGUCUCAAAUAGAAUGGUAUUUGAACAAUGUUAGACUCUACCAGGGAGACUCCAAUGUUAGAUUCUCUGACAAUUACCUCACCCUCUACCGCAGUCAGAUGACGGCCGCAGAAGGGGGCCUGGUAAAAGUAGCUGUAGAAACGAGCGCAGGUAGAACAGAGGAGACAGCAGAAGUGGUGGUCAUCACCCAGAACGACAUCCAAGAGCAGCGGUCCUCGGAGAACCAGCUGCUGGGAAAGAGUCUGGUGCUGACUGUGGAGUUCCAUAUGAUGCCUUUACCUGUGGAACAGAACGUACAGUGGACUCAUGCUAGUGAGAUCCUCACCGACACUGACCCUAGGAUUGAGUUCUACAAGUCAGGGAAGGAACUGCUAAUAAAGGACGUCCAACUAGCAGAUGCAGGACAGUACAGGAUCACAGUCAACACUCCUGGUGGUGGGGCGGUCUCUAAGGGACUGCUGGUAAACAUCAGGACAUUAACCGAGAGACUGGAGUUCUCAACCAAGCCCACUGAGGAAGUUACUGUGGACGAGGGAAGCAAGGCUGUUAUUUCUUGUGAUGUUACAGGUACCCCCUCCCCGACCAUACAGUUCGAGUACAAGAACGGGACACAGAUCAGGAACAAGGGACGGUUCUACGUUACCUCCACCACUCUGGAGAUAUGGGCAGCUCGGGUCAGCGAUACUUCCGAGUACAAGUGUCUGGGACAAAACGGAGAUGAAACCGUCACAGCCAACUUUAAAGUCACGGUGAACCAGCGAAUAGUUAUCCUAGCAGAGGCAGACCAAGUUCAGGCUACGAUAGGAAGCACAACCGCUUUCACUGUCUAUGUGACUCCAACCAACGCUAAAAUUACCUGGACUCGACAGGGAGUAUUAUUCCCGGAGAGUGACGGAGGACACUACGACGUAGAAACAGAUGCAGCCUACAACAAGGACGGGGUAGUGUACAAGAAGGAAGUACUGACGAUAUCCCGGGUUCAGAGUUCUGAUCUGGGCGAGUACGAGGCUACAGCUAGUUAUAAUGACGACCGGUAUAUCAACAAGGUGGACUUGAAGCUGACUAAUGUGGGAUCCACUGUGGUCUCUAUAACCGCCUCCACGAGUAACAUUGAAGUUUACGAGGGUAGAGACGCUAAGUUCACGUGUUCAGUUAGUAUUGAUCAGAGCACCAUUACGUGGACUAAGAACGGUGUGGACGUUACAUUGCUAGAUGAUAGUAUAAAAGCCCGUUACGUGUUAUCCAACUCCAAACAAGACCUAACAGUCCAGCAGACAGCUCCUCUAGACGAAGGUCUCUACAUGUGUCUAGUUACCAGUACCAGCUCGGGGAGUGACCAGGCUUCAGCUACCCUUACUGUUCUUCCUCCUAUAAAGAUAACAGAGUAUCCUACACAUAAGAGGAUACUGGUGGGGACUGGGAGCCAGUUCCAGUUGAGUGUUAAGGUGAAUACAGGUUCAGAAGCUAAAGCAAUAACCUGGAAAAAGGACAAUGUCCAGAUAAAUGGGGACACAGAAAUGAUCACCCUGAGCGUACCAUCCUCACCAAGAGUUAAUUCAUUUACCGUCACUGCUUCUCUCUCCAGUUGGUUGAAUACGGGUGGGAAGAGUGACACUGCGAAUAUCUACGUGACAACGUACGGAGCGUCUGAGGUACAGGCGGCUGUGGUUAUCCAGGCCCCAGAGGAUCAGACUGCUAUAUUAGGCUCCACGGUGACAUUUGAGUGUGUAGCGUUUGGAAUACCCGACCCCACUGUGAGAUGGACCAACGGAUCGGCUGACAUGGACACUUCCUUCUUCUCUAACAAGUACACGGAAAGGGGAGUCGAGAGUAAACUCAUCAUAUCCAACAUAAGAUCCUACUAUCAAGGAGAGUACAGGUGCAAAGCUGAUAACUUGAAGGGGAGUAUUCAGACGAAACCGGUAUACAUGGAGCUGAUCAACCCACCCAGCAUCCGACUAGUGGACUCAGUUUAUUACGGCGUUCCUGGUAAGGAGCUCGUGAUACCAAUGGAGGUGGUGUACCAGAACCAGAUUCUCAAAUCCAUGACCAAGUGGUUCCGGAACGGCGAACAGCUGGUGGAAGAGGUCGGGAAGAUAAGUUUCAGUGGUGACGGUACAAGCCUGGUUAUUGUGAAUGUGGAGAGUAGCAGUGCGGGAACUUACAGUUUCACAAUAGAAACAGAAGCAGGAAGUGCCAGUACCAGUACCACUUUGGAAAUAAUACCUAAGUACAUUGAACCCACUGCAACAAUUCCUAAGUUCUUCAACGAUGUGGUGGCUUACAAGGGCAGUGUGUACUACCUCAAGUGCAAUGUCGCUGGCAAGCCAGUACCAAAAGUAGUGUGGAAGAGAAUGGACAACAAAGACAACCCAAAUCCGUAUACAGUGCAUGAUGAAACCAGGGCGUACAGCGUGCAGCCUGAUUCCACUCUCAAGAUAAAAUCUGUUAAAGAAACUGACGCUGGAACUUGGACGUGCGUGGCAGAGUCCUACCCAGAGGGAGUGCUCCGACAAGACGAGGCCUCCCUGACCCUCCAAGUAGUGGACUGGUUGUACCGACCCUUCGUUUACCCCUACCACGGACAUGAGACUAUAACGGUGGUGUCUGGAGACACUCUGGAGGCUAACAUUGAGGUGAUGUACCGACAUCAGAUCCGAGCUCACAACAUAGUUUGGAAACGUCUAGAUUUCGGACUCACUGACUGGACCAAAGCUACUGAGCUGAACCUUGUUGAUCCUGGCUACGAUAAUGUGGUCUCCUUCGCUCGAGACAGAAGACAGCUCAUGGUACGGGGGAUCAGUAAGAUGUACGAGGGACAGUACCGAGCGUACGUGAGAACUGUAGCUGGAGAGGCGGACACCACCAUACAGGUGUACGUGAUUAGCAGAGUAUCUCCGAAUGUGAGGUGGUUGGAUACUAUCGGGGGUAUCUACUACACUGUUAACGGCGAGGAGGACUUUGUAUUCAAUGUCAACGUCACGGGUGAGCCGUUCCCAAAAGAGAUCACGUGGUACAAGAAAACAGGGCAGGCUUACGAGGGAUUGUAUAACGGUACUAUUGGUAACUAUGUGUACACUAUUGGUUACUAUGGUGAUAUGUACGUUCAGAACCCUGACAAGAGUUCCAGUGGCUUUUACAAAAUACAGGUGCUCCCUGAAAGAGGAGGAUUAGAUCAAAUGGAGGAAGCCAGCGUGGAACUCGUUGUGAAGGACUACUACCUGGGCUUCCAGACAGCCCCUUACGUUGGAGGUAUUCAGAAGAUAGGGGUCCCUGUAACUAUGGAAUGUCUGGCACGUGGUGUCCCUGAUCCAGAUACUAUCAUGUGGUACAGAGGAAUAACGAAGCUGUCCACUGCAACAUCUCAACUAACGAUCAGUUCUGUUAAGAAAGAAGAUAAAGGAGACUACUACUGUGUUGCUUCUAACACCUACGGAACCAUCUACUCUCCACGCGUGUCACUACAAGUGCAGUAUCUUGAUGACGAGUUCGAACCUAUAACCUGCUACAGGGAGGAGACGGUAGACGGACUGUUAUCCCUCGCUCCUUGUUCACCCACCAACCUCAUUGAGGGUGAUGUAUUCACACUGUUCUGCAACGGACCAGACGGUUGGCCUUACCCCAAGACUACCUGGUACUUUAACGAUGACGUCAUAGCGAACAACGCCAACGGCUUGUCCCCAGCACCCAACCAGUACGGAGAUCUGGUAUUCCCCUGGGCUCAGCCGUCUAAUUCAGGGAAAUACACGUGCGGGUUGACCAACGAUCAGGGUAGCAAGAGUAAUUAUAAUCCGCUUUAUGAUGUCAAGGUUGCUUCUUCUGAUGACACUAGCAUUGACAACGCCAAGGGCUCGGAGUGGUUGAUACAGCCUGAUGAUAUAACAGUAGCACAACACACGCCUGUUACUAUAGCCUGCAUGGUGUCCAGUUAUCCUGAACCAUCUUACGAGUGGACCUUCAACAAUCAACCCCUGCAGAAUAUUCCCGGGGUUACUAAAGAGCUGUCCUUUGGUAAGCGCCUCCUUGUAUUCGACCUUAUCAACGAGAAAGCAGAUGGAAAGUACAGCUGUAAAACCUGGGUUGAAAAGGACGGCAAGAGAACGGAAACUAAAAACGCCGAUUUUACUCUGACAGUGGCUACUAGACCAUCAUUUGUUGAUGCUCCAAUAUUCCAAGUGGGAAAAAUUGGUGACGAAACAGAGAUAGAUUUGAAGACACCUACAGGAAACCCUGUACCAACAGUUGUGUGGACGUUCAACGGUGAGGGUGUUCAACUUGAGGGCAGGAUAAAGUUAGUGGACGGUAGAAAGUUACGGAUAGACCCAACCCAGGCUGGCGACGAGGGAAUCUGGCAGGCUACAGCUACAAACAAGGCUGGAAGCGCCCAACAUGCUAUCUAUCUCAAGAUAGAAGAAAAGUUGGAGUUCACAGAGUCACCCUCUUCAGUAUCCGGACCUGACUCAUACGUACCCCAGUUUGAAACAGUAAAGUUCCCUUGUAAAGUUCGGGGCAACCCCAGUCCUCAGAUUUAUCAGUGGUACCGUCAGAAGCAUCUAGACGAACCCUUUAAUGGGUUACCAGCUCGAGCUUAUAUGGACGAGGAAAAGUCUCUCAUUAUACCGUUUGCUCAGACCUGGGACAACGGAACUUACUUCUGUAACGUCACAAACGAGUACUAUGAAGGGAUCUCCGGAGCAGUGGUCCUCAAAGUCAUACAACCGCCCAGUAUAUUCACUCCUCCUCAGGACUUUAAGAUUGAGAAUUUCGGAGACAAGAGCUCACUAUCGUGUCUUUGUGAACCACAAGCAGUAGCUAUACAGAACUGCAUGGUAGAGUGGAGACGUAAUGGAGUUAAAGUAGACGACAGGGAUACGUCUGUUAAAGUUAUAGACUAUACUUCAGUGCUGACGAUACUUAGCACACAAGAAGGGCACCUGGGAGAAUACGAGUGUUACGGACACAACAGUAUAGGAUCCGCCAGUGCGUUUGCGUUCAUCACAAAGAGUUAUACACCCUACAUGACAACAAAGCCACCUGAUACAGUCACGGCAGGGAGUAAGAUUCUGCGCUACUCCUGGACACCUUUUGCAUACAGUAGUUCAGUUAAUCUGGAGUGCCAUGCUAUCGGGUUCCCUCCAAUCAACUACAUGUGGACACUUAACGAAAUUCCCAUACAAGACUCCAGGUUCGAGAUAACAAGCACGGGCACACUACUAAUAGACGGAGUAGAAAGUAAAGACACGGGCACGUUUACUUGUUACGCUAGUAACCCAUACGGGCAGGUCAGCGUUUCAACAACUCUGACAGUGGUCGGUCCCCCUACUAAACCUAGUGCUCCUUGGAUAUCUCAGAUAUCUAGAGACAGUGGCAACAACUUAUACUCAGCUAUAGUUAAUAUAAACACGGAUGGAUACAGUUCAAUCUCUAAACGAAUCCUGACAUUGAAGCAAACGGAGAGUGGUGUUACAACUACUAUACCAACUACUUCGAACACCUAUACUUUAAGAAACCUCGAGGCUAAACCUUAUACUAUUUCGGUGGUGCUUCAGAACAAGUUCGAAGCCAGUGAGUCCAGUGAACCAAGCGGCAGGAUCAACUUAGCCGACUAUAAUGAUAUUUUACACUCUGCUGUUGAAAAUGUACGAGUAAAAGAUAACAACGCCUACCUAGCGUGGGGCGGAGAAGAAGCCCAAGACACAGCUGACACACCCGACAGCUACAAGGUGUAUAUCAGUGAGGUUGGCACUUCAGAUGGGAGGAGUUAUCUUGGGUUGUCCACGGAGAUGGAGUAUGCUAUUGAUGUAGAUAAUACAGCCAGUUUGAAGCACUUCACCGAGUACUAUUUCCAGGUGGUGCCGGUAAAGAACGGAAAAGAAGGACUGUACAGUAAACCACUGCUAGUAAGAACCCAGCCCGCAGUCCCAGCAACACCACUAAUAACAGCCUUCAACUAUACGACUGUUCCUGGGGAGAUCAUUGUGUCCUUUGAUAGAAAGUGGUCCAUUUCCGGUGGCAUUAUCAAGGAAUUUGAGAUUUUCUACGCCCGAAACACCAGCGACUACAAUAUCGGCACGAAGCAAGGCGUGCUAAGCCGGAAAAGGCGACAAAGUCAGGGAAGUGUCACGGCUGACUCGGCUGCUGUUAAUAUUAGGAUAUCUGAUCUUAACCCGGGGGAGCCCUAUAUCUUCUCAAUGCUCACUGUCAACGAGCUUGGGCUGCAGAGCGAGAAAUCAGAAGCGACAGCAGCGAAGACGCAGACGGGACUACCAGGAGUUCCAACUAUCACCAACCGAGACGGCAGUGGAAGAGACGCUAUCCUGGUGAAAUGGAGCGCUCCUACCAUCACUAACGGACAGAUUAUGGGUUAUUACGUGUAUUACAGACUGGACAACAGUUUCAACGAUGUGGCUGCCAGAGUCACUGCUCCUUUCAACAGGUUGUACCAAAACGUGACUGGUCUAGAAGAAGGGUUCACGUACGAGCUGGCUGUUUCUGCAUUUACAGAGGAAGGAGAAGGAGAGAAGUCCAGCUGGGAGGAAGCGAGGACUAGACCUAAAUCAGUUCCUAACAUCAUGGAGACACCUGUUGUCAAGGUGGUUGACUGGCACACGAUAGAGGUUAACUGGAAGCUGCUUGAUGAUGGUUUGACUGGUAUUGAUACCUUUACUAUCUACUUAAACAGCCAGAUUGAUGGGGGUGAGGGCAGCAGUUACAAGAUACCUAACAGGAAUGACAGGUAUGCCCGGAUAACGUCCCUAGACGAGAACACUAGUUUCACUCUGAGCAUUGUGGCUGAGAACUGGAUUGGCACCUCUAAGAAGAGCGCUCAGGCCAGCUUCAGGACUCCUAAGAAACCUGUGUAUCUGAGGGUAUGGGUCGCAGGUACAAUAACGGGGGGAGUAGUAUUCCUCUUGAUGUGCUUCUUCUUUCUAAUGUUCUACUACUUUAUAUGGAAGAAACAGGUACCCAAGCCCCUUAAAGAAGAAAAGACCAGCCCGAUGCCGUACAUAGCACGAGAAGUUGGACGUAGACCAGGAGAUAGCGGGUCUCUGGUACUUAACAACCCCGUGGUAGCACCACCUCAGGGCAGUGAAAGGUACAGCUCAAGAAACAGUAGACAAGACAACUACAGGCCUGAAGAUGUGAGGAUGAGCGAACUGAGAGCCAGACAACCCUCGGAUAACUCACAAUUUGCUAAUACUAAACCUAGGCAAAAGUACGACGACGAAUACGAUCCCAGCUACGCUGACUCCUACAGCAAAGAGCAGUACAACGAGAAAAAGUCGCCGUACGACGACCAGUUCCCCGACGACCGUUAUUAUGGCAACGAUCGCUACGACGACAGAGACCGUUACAAUAGUCAGUAUGACGACGAUAGAUUUAGUGGGGAUAACAAUCAGAGGACACCAUUGCCCAGAGAUUUGGCUGGAGAGGACGGUUUUGUGAUCGAUAAUCCCUCAGCGGCACGCUUCUCUCAGAUAUGAUAUCAGCAGAAAAUAGUUUACCUUUAGGUGCGUGUUUCGUCUGAGGAUAUGAGAUUAGAUGCGGAAUACCCGCGUCGUGGAUCGGGUUCAGUUACCAAGAGUAAGCCUUGUUGAGGUAGAGCUCUAUCUAUAUCAGAUUAAAUUUUGUUUAUUUUGUGAAAGUGAAUCCUGAGCACUACAUUGUAAAUACAGCAGACUGCCUUUCUAAAGUUUUAUCGUCAAAUAAAAUUUAUUUUAUUUUCGAUUUUCAAGUCGAUCUGUUUGACUCAAACUGUUUGUCAAAAAUUACGAAUUCGGAAUUUUGUUUAUCAUGUAACAUGAAACGUAAAAUAAAAACAAUUCUCGUUCACUUUAUAGUUAACACGCAAUGGCCAUAUUGAUAUAACUAUAAGAUGUCAUUCCUUACUUUCAUGUCCACACUACUUAACAAAAGACACGUCUCUUAUUGAAGGUUGAUUUGUGAUUGUACUUGUAGCUUUAUUAAUAUUAUAUUUCGUCAGAAGGUUUGUAAUUACUGAUUUUUAUGGUAUUUAUGAAUACAUCACUCAGUCGCAGAUGAUAUGAUAAUAAUAUCAAAUAGUUGUUCACAAUAUUAUACAACAAACAAACACAUGAACAUUUACGUUUGACAUUGGAAAGGGUUUUUUAUUAACAUUUGCUAUAUAAUUAUACUCGUGUAGCUUGACAGAUAUUAAAUUAUGCGAGAACCGAGAUCAUUCUAAGUUAUAUGGCAAAAUAUUGUUCCUACAGUGUUUUUAUUUGUUUUUAUCCAAUAA
This is a messenger RNA of Bolinopsis microptera, 10163 nucleotides long. RefSeq names its product hemicentin-1-like. Gene Ontology annotation, biological process: cell-cell adhesion. The record is from RefSeq and is a predicted model, not a curated record. NCBI's taxonomy places the organism in Eukaryota, Metazoa, Ctenophora, Tentaculata, Lobata, Bolinopsidae. Gene Ontology annotation, molecular function: protein binding. The transcript has 63 exons. The coding region runs from base 1 to 9387 and encodes 3128 amino acids.